Messenger RNA from Myiozetetes cayanensis, 6964 nucleotides. It is a transcript of the gene PTH1R, whose product is annotated as parathyroid hormone 1 receptor. Gene Ontology annotation, biological process: cell surface receptor signaling pathway; adenylate cyclase-activating G protein-coupled receptor signaling pathway; intracellular calcium ion homeostasis. NCBI's taxonomy places the organism in Eukaryota, Metazoa, Chordata, Aves, Passeriformes, Tyrannidae. Bases 136 to 1752 code for a protein of 538 amino acids. Gene Ontology annotation, molecular function: G protein-coupled peptide receptor activity; parathyroid hormone receptor activity; peptide hormone binding. Gene Ontology annotation, cellular component: plasma membrane. The record is from RefSeq and is a predicted model, not a curated record. The transcript is spliced from 13 exons.
GGGGGGGAGCGGGAGGGAAGGAGAAGAAGGAGAAGGAGAAGAAGGAGAAGAAGGAGGAAUCAGCUGCGCUGGAAGAGCUCUCGCCCUCCUGCUUUUCCCCGAGCGAGCUUGGAUGCUGGAAGGAGCCUCUUGGAUAUGGGAUCAUAUCUGGUUUCUCACAGCCUGGGUUUGCUGCUCUGCUGCUCCGUGCUCAGUUCGGUCUACGCUCUGGUGGAUGCUGACGAUGUCAUCACCAAGGAGGAGCAGAUCUUCCUCCUGCUGAAAGCCAAGGCCAAGUGUGAGCGACACCUGAAAGCCAAGGUGCCCAAGGUGCACGAUGGUUUUUGUCUCCCCGAGUGGGAUGGCAUCGUCUGCUGGCCCGAAGGGGUCCCGGGCAAGGUGGUGGCCAUGCCGUGCCCCGAGUACAUCUACGACUUCAACCACAAAGGCCAUGCUUACCGGCGCUGUGACCUGAACGGGAGCUGGGAGCUCGUGCCGGGCAACAACAGGACCUGGGCCAACUACAGCGAGUGUGCCAAGUUCCUCACCAACGAGACGAGGGAGAGGGAGGUCUUUGAUCGCCUCUAUUUGAUUUAUACUGUUGGAUACUCCAUCUCCCUGGGAUCCCUCACAGUUGCUGUCCUUAUCCUGGGAUACUUCAGACGUUUGCACUGCACUAGAAACUACAUCCACAUGCACCUGUUCGUGUCCUUCAUGCUGAGGGCCGUGAGCAUCUUCGUGAAGGACGCUGUCCUGUACUCGGGCUCAGCCCUGGAGGAGAUGGAGAGGAUCUCAGAGGAAGACUUGAAAUCCAUCACUGAAGCCCCUCCAGCGGAUAAGUCACAGUUUGUGGGCUGCAAAGUAGCUGUUACCUUCUUCCUCUACUUCCUGGCAACUAAUUACUACUGGAUCCUGGUGGAAGGGCUCUAUCUCCACAGCCUCAUCUUCAUGGCAUUUUUCUCAGAGAAGAAAUAUCUUUGGGGAUUCACAUUAUUUGGCUGGGGUCUCCCAGCUGUAUUUGUCACAGCGUGGGCCAGCGUGAGAGCCACUCUCGCCGACACAGAGUGUUGGGACUUGAGUGCUGGCAAUUUAAAGUGGAUUAUUCAGGUGCCCAUCCUGGCAGCUAUCGUGGUAAAUUUUAUUCUUUUUAUCAAUAUUAUCAGAGUCCUCGCCACCAAACUACGGGAGACAAACGCAGGGAGGUGCGACUCGAGACAACAGUACAGGAAGCUGCUGAAAUCUACCCUCGUCCUUAUGCCUCUGUUUGGAGUUCACUAUAUUGUUUUCAUGGCUAUGCCAUACACAGACGUGUCAGGGAUUCUUUGGCAAGUUCAAAUGCACUAUGAAAUGCUGUUCAACUCUUUCCAGGGAUUUUUUGUUGCCAUCAUAUACUGUUUUUGCAAUGGAGAGGUCCAAGCAGAAAUAAAGAAGUCAUGGAGCAGGUGGACUUUAGCCCUUGACUUCAAAAGGAAAGCACGGAGUGGGAGCACAACCUACAGCUAUGGACCAAUGGUGUCCCACACCAGCAUCACAAACGUAGCCACCAGAGGAGCGCUCGCCCUCCAUCUCAACACCAGGCUCAUCCCGGGGACCCUCAACGGGCACCGCAAUCUGCCGGGGUACGUGAAGAACGGCUCCAUUUCCGAGAAUUCCAUGCCCUCCUCGGGGCCGGAGCAGUACAACAAGGACGAGGAAUAUCUCAACGGCUCCGGGCUCUACGAUGGGGACAGACCCACGGUGCUGGUGGAAGAGGAGAGGGAGACGGUGAUGUAGAGGAAGGAGGGGGAAACCAACCCAAAAGAAGCAGAAGGAUGAGAAAGGUUCCUGGCGAGCAUUUGGCGGGUGGAAGAACCAUCAGGCCACGCGCGUGGAACGCCGAGGGUUUCCGUGGAGUUUCCCUGCUCUGUGGAGCCAGAGGUUGAGUUAUACGGGAAAAACGAGCGGGCCAGCAAGGUUGGCCGGUUGUGGAUCCCACCCACGGACUCGGUGAUCCACGUCUUCCUGGCGUUCCCAGGGCAGGGCUCUCCACACCCUGCUGGACCACAGAGACGCUGGGAGCUCUCCAGGGAGGGCUGGGGAGCACCACGAGGGUCCCUGGAGCUCCUGGAGAGCGUGGGCAGCCGAGGGGGACGGGAGCCCUGGGGCACUUGGCCUGCUGGGUCCAACCUGUCGUCCUUCCCUCGGGAAUCUCCUCGGCAAAAAGUGCUCCUCUGGGCUGGGGAGGGGGUCACAGCCCGUGGCUGCAGGAGACAGGCAGAAAACUCUCCUUCCUCUCCCCGAGUCCCGGCAGCAAGGCAGGAACCAGCGGGAAUUCAGGAUGGAAAAUGUGGUUCUCAGAAUAUGCAACGUUUCUGUUCUUCCAGGUGCAGCAGAGAUGGAGAGGGGCUUUCCAAGGGCAGGGAAUUCACAGAUCUUGGAGGGGGUGGGGUGGAUAAAAUCAGAUCAGAGGGGACCUAACUCAGCCCUCCCUUUUUGGGGAGGCUCAUGGGAAGAAGCUUCAUUUCAUUUUUAAACCUCUAAAUUGUUCUUCAUUCUGUUCUCUGAAAAUCCUGAUCCAUUGAAUCAUAAAAUCCCAGGAUGCUUUGGGUUGGAAGGGAUAUUAAAGAUCAUCCAGUGCCACCCCCUGCCAUGGGCAGGGACACCUCCCACUAGCCCAGGUUGCUCCAGCCUGGCCUGGAACACUUCCAGGGAUGAGGCAGCCACAACUGCUCUGGACAAGGGGUCCAAACCCUGGUGAGGAGAAAAACUCCAUCAGCCUUGUGCCUGUGUCCCCCAGAAGCACAGACUGUGGGAUACAGCCAGACAAACCCACCCUCAGGAGAUCCAAAGGCCAAAUUUGAUGGAUAAAAGCACAGGGAUUGCUCCUGGAUGCUUUUGCAGAGUGUCCCCAGAGGCUGCUCUCUGACUUGUGCUGGGGCUGAUCCUCCAGGGAAGGGUCUCUGCCUGUUCCCAGCAGUGACACAGAAUUGGUCAGGAGUCAGGAGUCAGGAACAGCCACCAAAAUUCCUACUGCAGCAGGUUCUGCUGAGCCAAACUGGACCCUCUCUCCAGCCUCUGUCCUACCAUCACGAGUCCUUUGCUCCAGUCCAAGACUCAGCUCCUCAGGGCCCUUUCUGUCCUUAUUUCUUCCUUUCCUUCUUGGCAGGUUCCUGGUGACUGAAGCAUUUUGACCACUUUCACUCAAAUGCAACAGGAAUGAGGUCUUGGGGAAGUUUGGGAAGUCCUUUAGGAUGCAGGUGAGGUAAAAUGGGAGAGCCUGCUCUCUGUUCUGAUCCUGUGAUGUCACUGCUCAGUCACAUCAACCAGAACUUCUGAGGUGCAUCUAGUCCAUGCAAUCAGCUGGUCCUGAGAGGGAAAGUAAGGGCUAAAUUCCCCCAGACUCUGCAGGCAGUCAGGAAGAGAAGCUGGGACCUUGAUCUGUGUCCCACAGCUCCUUUAACAACCUCCCAGCCUGGGCCUGACCCAAGCCCAGGGAAGACACACAUGGGUAGCUCAUGAAUCCUGGAAUCACGGAAUCAUUGGGGCUGGAAAAGCCCUCCAAGGUCACAGAGUCCCCCCUGUGCCCAUCCCCACCUUGUCCCCAGCCCAGAGCACUGAGUGCCACAUCCAGGCCUGCCUGGGACACCUCCAGGGCUGGGCACUCCAAACCUCCCUGGGCAGCCCCUGCCAGUGCCUGACCACCCUUUCCAGGGAGAAAUUCCUGCUGAUGUCCCACCUGCCCCUCCCCUGGCACAGCCUGAGGCUGUUCCCUCUUGUCCUGUAAGAGAGCUCUUUAAAGCCAGGAUUUAUCUGUGACAUUCUUGUCCUGUUCCCAUCAUUAAAAGAAGUCAAAUCUCCUCACAACCCUUUCCCACCAAAUGGCAGCUACUGAAAUGUAAAUGUUCGAAGAUUGAUCUCUUUUCAUGCUCUCUCCUUCUGCCCCUCCUGAUUUGCUCACUCAAAACAAUGUCUUGGUUAUCCUUUCACCGCUGGAACAGAGAAAACACACCAAAAAACCUCCAAGCAGUGACUCAGUGUUUGCUUGUGUUUGUGACUGAGAACUCAGGAUCAACAACGUGUUUGACAAUCACUCAGCAAAGCUCAAGGAAUCAGCAAAAGCCAUGAAAUUAUUUAUAAACAAAUACAACACCCUCAGCAAACACAGCCCUCACUGACAUCCAGAGUUUGGCACUGGAUUAUUUAGAAUAAAUGUCUAAAACCUCUUGUUAGACACAGAUAAAUUUACACAGGCACAGAGGAUUUACAGAGGAAGAAAUAUUUUUUUUUAAGCCUUUUUUAAUUGCAAAUUGUGAAUAAUAGAUUUUUUUUUUUUUUUUGGAGGGGGGAGCAUGUGAAUGAACAGUAUUCCUGCAAAAAUUGAGGGAAUGCUGAUACCAAACCAGGGGGAAAAGUGACAUCCAGGCACGACAGAAUAUCUUUGUCAAAACCUGUUCCUGCCAUUCCUGGGCUGAUCCCAAACUCCUGAUUUGAGUGUUUGCAUCAGGAUCUGUCAACCAGAGAUCCAAGGUGGUCCUUGCCUGAUUUUAGUGAGGAAGGAUCAGACCUGUGGCAUCUCAAAACAGAGAAUAAACCCCGAUUCAUGGCUGGGAUUUGCUCUGGAAGGACAAGCAGAGGCCAAAGCCUUUGGAUCCAGAGCAUCCCCUUGACCACAACCUGCUUUUCCUCCCGAGUCCCUUCCCCUUCAUCUCCCUCUUUCCCAGAUGGGCACAGAGCUCUUAAAUCCUCUUCAGCCUUUUUAUUUCCUCAGGAUGACUUUUUGGCAGCAGUUUUGCCCUCUCUGCUUUGCAGACAAAUGUUUUGAUCCCUCCUCUCCACUGCUUGGUCCUGGUUCAGAUGAGAUCACGUCUUGUCCUGUUCCCCACCGUUCCUCAGCUCUGCUGCCUCUUGUCUGAUAAGUUUUGGAGCCAAGAGUUCACAAAGAUCUCCCAAAAUCCAAUUCUUCAGCCAGGGAUUGGCUUUGUUUAUCUGUUUAUGGGCAAUCAGCUGAAGGUCACGGGACAUCGACGGUGCUGGGCAGAAUUUCCCACUUUUUAAACUAUAAAAACACACGAAGAGGGAACAUCUCCAAGUUUUUAUCCCUGUUUAUCAUCUUGUCAAACUCAAUAUCUGGAUUAAAGCUUUUAACUUCAGGUUCUGAUGGAUCAAAAAGUCGAAGAAACCUCAUUUAUAGGUUGAGUUCUAUUUUUCUUUUCCCCCUGAACUCAAAGACCUGGAGUCAGUUUGACCUGCAGAGUUCACACAACCUUCACUUUCUCUGAUUCCCCAUGAAACAUUCCUGUGCCAUUCCAUAACCUCACCUGCCCAUGGAAAUCAGCUGAGGGUUGGGCAGGGCCCAGGAGCAAGAGGAGGAGUUGUGGAGGAGCUGACCCAGCUGAUCAGGAGUAAUUGGGGAACCUUAUAAACCUGGCUUCUUUUCAGGCAGAUAAAUCAUUGCCUAAUUAGGAUUUCUCCUGAUUGGGGAAGUCUUGGGACAGCAAAGGGGAGGGCGUGACAGUGUCAGUACAACUUUCUCUUCCCCUUCACCCCCACUGGCACUUUUCCCUUUCAUCUCACCUGUAAAAGUGGUAAAAUAGAACAAACUCAGCUUGAGAACCCGGAAUGUUGCAUCCAUUUGGGAUGAAAUCCUGACCCCAGGAAAAUCAACCCCCCAGUAAAUGUCUGUGGAUAUCCAUGGAGUGGGUUUCACCCAUAAAUUCUGCAGAGGAAAAAGGCCAAUGAUUUAAAGAAAUUACCUCCCCCCUUCCCAAAACCUCACUGGGAUUUCAGGGUGGCUUUUUCCUUUGGAUCAAGAGCACGGCAGGAAAUCCCCAAAGCAGAAAUCCAGAGGUGGGAGAUGGGUCUGAGGGGCAGUUUCCUCUCCUGAAAUGCUCCAGCAUCAUUUUGUACUGGGAGCAGCUUCUGCCUGUGGGGAUUUAGGAUGUGGUAGACACUUGGCCAGAAAAAGGCCCGAGAUUAAAAUGUUUGGGAUGGGUGGGAUCAGUGUUUCCAAAAUGCCUGGGGUCACAUCCACUGAAACAGAGCUGCAAGAUCCACUGCAAGGGGCUGAAAUGAAGGGUGUGCUCCAGGCAGGCAGCCCUCAGGUGCCCCAAACAGGAGACAAAGCAAUGAGCUCACCAGAGAAGCAGCAUCUGCUUAAACCAGAGCUUUCCAACAGGCACAGGCCCUGCUAAAUCCAGACCUUUCCAGCCAGGCCAAGCUUUACCUUUUCCUUUUUUUCCUCUGUCUGAAUUAAAUGAUUCUUCCUUGAGAGCUGCAGGGAAGGAGGAAUUACAGAAUCAUGGGAUGGUUUGGGGUGGGAAGGGACCUUAAAGCCCAUCCAGUCCCAGCUUCUUCCACGGGCAGGGACACCUUCCACAGAGCAGGUGGCUCCAGCCCUGUCCCUGAACGAGAAUCCAUUGGCUGUGGAAUAUUUUGAAGGACAGGUUGUAGGAGGUGGAGCUGGGGGGAGAGGGAAGAGGACAGGCACAGCCAAAGCCAUCCCCAAUCCCAUCCCCAAUCCCAUGCCCGUGUUCCAAAGUGCUUUGUCGACCUCUUCCCAUGUGGGUGAGCUGGGGGUGGGGGGAGACUGAAGAGACAAACCUGCUGCUAAACCCCAUCCCUUCAUCUCAGCAGCUUCAGGGGGGCCCAGCCCUGGUGGGCACCGGAAUUGGUGGGAUCUGAGUGUUGGGAAAAGGCCUCAGCCAUCGCCAGGGAUUAUUUUCAAGGUGUUGGCUCUGGGAGAGGAGCCGGGGGGUGUUUGUGCCCCUCUGUCACAACGUGGGUUUUCAGACCUUGUGCCACUUCAGGGGAGGGACAAAGCCCCCAGAUGAGAGGCUGAAAUUGGGAUUUUUCUCCCCACGUGUCCCAGGCCUUGCCCUGUGUGUGUCAACAUUUCCAUCCCCCCCUCAGCUUUCCGUCGGGACCAAAGGAGCGGGCGGGCCACGGCAAAGCACAGGUGUGUGUGUGUGUCAAAGGGAAUUCCAAUAAAAACCCACCUUGACUGAUC